AUCUCCGCACGUGUUUACACGGGUAUCCCCGUAUACGUCCACAGUCCAAUACGUAUAGUUCAUCCCCAAUCUAAAUGGUAUGGGUUUGAACGAAUACCCGUUUUUCCCGGUCCACUGACAUCCCUAGUCUUGAGGUGUUUUUAGAUGCAAGAGUGGUUUUCUUUCAAGGUUUGGGGAGUCAAUUGAGAAAUAAUGUUAUUAGAUUGAAUUAGUAAAUAAUUUGCUGGAAUUUUUCACGUAAAUGAGUAAUGCAAUGAAUUUUAAGUCAAAUUAUUGUCUCGUGUACUGCUGUCCUUUCUUCAAUUGUCACCCUGACUGUUUUUUUCAUUAACAUUUUUUUCCCUGUAAUACACUAAUACUACAGAAGAAAGGAGAAAUACAUGUUUUGGAUCUCUUGAUUUAGUGUUUCAAAGCAAAAGUUCAAAAUCUUUUGAAUGUUUGUGCCAAAUCACAAGUCGGUUUUUUUUUUUUUUUUUUUAUUUUAUAUGGUUUUUUGAGUUAGUUACCACUUACCGAUCUCAUACCCACCUCCUGAGACAGUCUUUGCCAUAUUGGUACUGGUGUCUAUUGCUGUGAAGAUUAGUCAGUCAUCUUUUAUUUCUUUCCACAUGAUAAAUAUAUAGGGUGAGAUAGGAGCUCCAAGUUUCCUUUACACGAUGGGUCUCACUGAUUUUGCAUGGACAUGGGACAUAGACAUGAUACAACACAUUAUCAUCUGCCUGAAAACUAAUUUGCACAGAGAUAGCCUGUCUUCGGACAUGCUAUUAAUAGGGGUGUUGAAGGUUGUCUUCUUCAUUAUUGUGUCAAACAAGAAUGUGGUUCGUCUUAAGAAGUCUUUAUGCUUUACAUGGUACGCGAUGAUGCUUCAGUGGUAGUUCACCUCUCUGUGGGCAACUGUGUGAGCAAAGAUGAUUUUCGGGACAUUCUUGCUUUUGAAAUACCUUUUGUGUGUGUGCUUUAGUUUUUUUUUUCCCAUUUCUUUCUUUCUUUCCUUUUUUUUUUGAAAACUCUUAGUGGUAACAAGAUAAAAAUCACCGAGAAGGGGAAGGGUGAAGAGUAACAAGCUGACAUAAGGUGGUGAAUCUUUUAUUCGAAUAUUUCUGAGUAAAUUGGAACAGUUAUUUUCUUUGGCUAAUGUUUUACAAUUUAGUUAGUCUAGUGUUAAAUUUAACUUCCAUAUUUGUUUUUUCUAUUUUUCAAACUUCUGGUACUCAUUUUAUUGUCUUUUUCCCAAUUCCAGUGAAACAUAUCGUUAUUUUGAUCUCCCGUUCUGUUCUCCAGGUGAUGUGAAAGAUAAAAAGGAAGCUCUUGGUGAAGUGCUGAAUGGAGAUCGUUUGGUUAGUGCCCCCUAUAAACUCGACUUCUUAGUUGAUAAAGACACCGAAGUUGUUUGCAAGCAGAAGCUGACAAACGAACAAGUUGCUCAGUUCCGAAGUGCUGUCAAGAAGGACUACUACUUCCAAAUGUACUAUGAUGACUUGCCCAUCUGGGGUUUCCUAGGGAAGGUUGAUAAGGAAGGCAAAGAUGACCCCAGCGAGUACAAAUAUUACCUAUUUAGGCAUCUUCACUUUGAGAUCCGUUACAAUAAGGAUCGUGUGAUUGAGAUUAAUGCACGAACUGACCCUAGUUUGCUUGUGGACCUUACGGAAGAUAAGGAAGUUGAUGUGGAAUUCAUGUACUCCAGCAAGUGGAAGGAAACAGACAUUCCUUUUGAGAGUAGGAUGGACAAGUAUUCUCAGUCUUCGUCGAUGCAUCAUCACUUGGAGAUCCACUGGUUCUCAAUUAUCAACUCAUGUGUAACGGUUCUCCUCUUGACUGGUUUUCUGGCCACAAUUCUCAUGCGAGUUCUUAAAAAUGAUUUUGUCAAAUAUGCCCAUGAUGAGGAGACAGCCGAUGACCAAGAGGAAACUGGCUGGAAGUACAUCCAUGGUGAUGUUUUCAGGUAUCCGAAGUACAAGUCCUUGUUUGCUGCAGCCCUUGGUUGUGGUACCCAGCUGUUUGCUCUUGCCAUAUUUAUCUUUAUUCUCUCGCUGGUUGGCGUAUUUUAUCCAAAUAACCGGGGAGCUCUUUUCUCUGCACUCUUUGUCAUAUAUGUGCUUACAUCUGGUAUAGCAGGCUAUACUGCAACCUCUUACUAUCACCAGCUUGAAGGAACAAAUUGGGUGAGAAACUUGUUAUUGACUGGAUGCCUGUUCUGUGGACCACUGUUUCUGACAUUCUGCUUCCUUAAUACUGUUGCAAUUGCUUACGGUGCCACUGCUGCAUUGCCAUUUGGUACAAUAGUGGUUAUAAUUCUUAUAUGGACUCUGGUGACAUCUCCUUUGUUAGUAUUUGGCGGGAUUGCAGGAAAGAAUAGCAAGGCUGAGUUUCAAGCUCCUUGUCGCACCACCAAAUAUCCCAGAGAGAUCCCCAUGUUGCCUUGGUAUCGUGGAACUCUUCCUCAGAUGGCAAUGGCUGGCUUUCUGCCUUUCAGUGCUAUCUAUAUUGAACUUUAUUACAUAUUUGCAAGUGUCUGGGGUCAUAAGAUUUACACCAUAUACAGCAUUUUGUUUAUAGUCUUCAUUAUUCUCCUAAUUGUCACUGCAUUUAUCACGGUGGCAUUGACAUAUUUUCAACUUGCUGCUGAAGAUCACGAAUGGUGGUGGAGGUCUUUCCUUUGUGGUGGAUCCACUGGUUUGUUCAUCUACAGUUAUUGCUUGUAUUACUACUAUGCUCGAUCAGAUAUGUCGGGAUUUAUGCAAACCUCAUUUUUCUUUGGUGCGAGUAGAGUCAGAUGGUUGGUCGUCUAUGUGAAGAAGCGUUGUUCAGGUGCACCGUUCGAAGAAAGUGCAUUUUACACGAUUCACAGAUUUUGGUUAGUUUCAGUGGAUAAAAUGGACCAAAUAGGAUGUGGAAAGCACGCUCCCCCUUGUGUUUGUGACUCGAUACUUGAUGAUAACGUAGUUUAG
Messenger RNA from Ilex paraguariensis (yerba mate), 2948 nucleotides. Lineage: Eukaryota; Viridiplantae; Streptophyta; Magnoliopsida; Aquifoliales; Aquifoliaceae. The record is from the annotation of a GenBank genome assembly.